This is a messenger RNA of Tuber melanosporum (Perigord truffle), 1755 nucleotides long. RefSeq lists its product as uncharacterized. Bases 1 to 1755 code for a protein of 584 amino acids. Lineage: Eukaryota; Fungi; Ascomycota; Pezizomycetes; Pezizales; Tuberaceae. The transcript is spliced from 3 exons. The record is from RefSeq and is a predicted model, not a curated record.
AUGGAUAUUGGAGUUCCGAGCGUGAGGAAUUUGUUCGGGAUUAAGCUGGAGAGGGUGUUUCUAUGGAUUGCCAUUGGUAUUACAAGCAUUCCACUGCAUUUGCUGUAUAAUUCUGCGAUAUAUACUUCGCUAGCGGCAAAUGAGUUUUUCGUAACCAUCGUGACCAACAAUCACUUUGAAUCGGGAGCCUCCUCUAACAUGACCGAGGAUUUAUUCAGCAUGUACCGGGAGAAUUACAACAUCACAAAUUGGACGGGAGACAUGAGUCAAAAAUUCCACCAGCUCAGGAUUGUGCUCGAGGAAUACAAUACCAGCGCCCAGAACUACGACGAUUUGACACCUCGUCGUUGUACAAAACUCUACAACACCGAGUUUAUCUCUAGCCACAGAAAUCUAUUCCUGAUAACGAAACAAAGUGACAAUGCCAUGCACAAUACGACCCUCCUGGAUACUUUCCAGGUCGGUGUCAAUGGGAUCUCACCAGGAAGGUGGAUGUGCGAUUACCAUGGGGUGGCUUCUGGCGAAACUUACUAUCAGGAUGGUCCCACGUGCAACCCCAGUGACCUAGUCUCCAAUGUGACGAACGGUCUUCCAUGGUUGUUGCAACUCCGAAGAGGGGGCGAGGUAGAAAUAAGUGGAUGCAAGAGCGAGAAGACAGAGGAGAAGUGCAAGGUGCAGUUCUCACUAAGGAUCAUGAUAGUCGUAAUCUGUUGCAAUAUUGCUAAGGCUUGCUGCAUGAUCAUAACUGUUGUCAGAUCUCGAGAGCCCACUCUGGUCACAUUGGGUGAUGCUGUGGACUCCUUCUUGAGAAUCCCGGAUCCAACAACAGCGGCGAUAUGCUUUGCCGAUCGACAGUUCGUCAAGAGGGAGUGGGGGUGUGGAUGGAGGACUAGGCCAAGACAGUGGAGGAAAAUGGGGGUACAGAAGUGGUGGACUAGCGUUAGUAAGACGAGGUGGAUAACCUGUAAUGCUUUAUGCUCGGUAGCAAUUAUGGCAGCAGGGGUUUCGCUCGCAUCUGGGAUGGGCAAGGAUGGGAGAUAUUGGAGCAACGACAUUAAAUCAAUGUGGACCAGAGGCUUUGGAAAAGUAAACAGUGUCUCCCUAGUCGGCAUAAGCUUCAAAAACAUAACCAUGGCAAUCCUCCUAGCCAACGUUCCACAAACGAUACUCUCAUUCCUCUACCUAACAUACCACUCCCUCUUCACCUGCAUGCUCUUAGGCCACGAAUGGUCCCUCUUCGGCCACCACCACCGCACCCUCCGCGUCACAUCCCCUCGGCCAGGCCAGUGCUCCACCUACUGGCUUCAAAUGCCCUACAACUACGCCAUUCCUCUAAUGGUCCUGAGCGGCCUCCUUCACUGGCUGGCAUCGCAAUCGAUAUUCCUCGCGAGAGUCGAGAUAAGGGACCCGCUCGAGAGGCCGACUCCGGCAACGAUAAGUACCAUCGGGUACUCCUGCAUUGCCAUCAUUUUCGCCCUCACGCUGGGGAUUCUUGCCCUGCUGGCCGCCAUCGGGAUGGGGUAUAGGCCGUUGGCUUCGGAGAUUACCGCUGCUGGGAGUUGCUCCGCGGCCAUUUCGGCCGCGUGUCAUACUUGGGAGGACCCGGAGGUGAUUGUAGGGAAGAAGGUGCGCUGGGGGGAUGUGGGGAUUGUGCCAAACCUGGUUGUGAGGCACUUGACAUUUUCGAGCGAGGGGGGGGUCGGGAAGCCGGUGUUCGGAGGGAUCUACGCCGGGACGGGGCAAGACAGGGAAUGA